AUGGGUUCCAAUCCACUCAGAGCGCCACCAAAACCAUUCAUCAAACGUGAAGUUAAAAGAGAACAUAAUCGUCAAAUACCUCCUGCACAAAAACAAAUUAUUGAUAAUCCAGCAGAUUAUAAAGAAUAUCCAUUAAGAGCUUGUACCCAGGAAGAAAUUGAAAAUGUUAAAACUCAUAUUUUAAAAUUUCAAUCAAAAUCCACUGUUGAUCCUGUAAACACUUUCACUAAACCAAUUAGAUUACAUCGUAAAGAAACCAAAAAUUUACAAUAUCAAUUAACAAGAGCUGAAAUUGAACAACGUCAAAGAGAAAAUGCUGAAGCUAAAAGAAUUGAAGCUGAAGAAAGGGCAAAAUAUUUAGAAGAAAAGGAAAAAAAUGGAAUUGUUAAAGAAAAAGCUGAUUUAUCUAAAGUUGCACCUGAACCAGUUAAAACUGAAGAAGAAAAGAAACAAGAAAAAUUAGAAAAACAACAAGCUCAAAUUGCUCCAGAUGGUGGUGCAAGAAAAAAACAAAAUCCAUUUCAAAGAAAAACAAGACAAAUUAAAGCUGUUGAUGAAAAUACUAAAAAAUUAAGAUAUGAAGAAUAUUAUCCUUGGGUUAUGGAAGAUUUUGAUGGUAAAAAUACUUGGGUUGGUAGUUAUGAAGCAGGUUCUUCAGAUGCUUAUGUUCUUUUAAUUCCUGAUGGUGAUGGUUUCAAAAUGAUGCCAGCUGAUAAAGUUUAUAGAUUUACUCCAAGAAAUAAAUAUUCAACUUUAACAUUAGAAGAAGCUGAAGCAAGAAUGGAAAAAUCUAAAACUCAACAAAUACCAAGAUGGUUUAUGAAACAUCUGGAUGAAAAAGAACAAAAAUUAACAAGAUUUGAACGUACAAAGAAAAAAUUGAAAACUGUUGUUGGUACAAGUGGUGAAGGAGGUGAUGAAAAUAAUAAUAGAAGAGAUGAAAAUGAUGAUCUUGAUUAUGAUGAAGAUUUUGCAGAUGAUGAAGAAGCUCCAAUUGUUGAUGGUGAUGAAGAAGAAAAUAAAGAAAGUGAACGUAAAAUUAAAAUGGAAAUGAGAUCUGCAAAUGCUAUGGGUUUACAUGAUGAAGAAGGUGGUGAUGAUGAAUAUGAUGAUUUAUUUGAAACAAGAAAAGUUGAUAAAGAAGGUGAAAGAUUACGUAAAGCUUUAAAUAAAACUGAUAUGACUGGUAUUUAUGAAUCAGAUGAUGAAAUUAAUCCAUAUUUAAAUGAAUCUGAUUUAGAAAUUGAUGAAGAUUCAAAUAAUGAAGAUAAUGAAGGUAAUGAUUUAAAUAAACAAAAUUCUCAAGAACCAAAUUCACCAAAUUCUAAAACAAAUAAAAGUCCAACACCUGGAAGAACUAUUAAAGUUAAAUCUAUAAAUCAUGGUAUUGUUACAUUAUCUGCAUUACCAUCAAUAUUGAUUAAAUUUCCAAAAGGUGAAUGGAAUCCAAAUGCAAAGAAAAGAACAGUUAUUGAUCCAAGUUCAGAUGAUGAAAGAUCACAUAAAAGAAUUAAAAUUGAAGAUGAUCAAAAACAUUUACCAAAAAGAUCAACAUCACCAAAUGUUAAACAUGAAGAUACAGAUGCAGAUAUUAUUCAAGUUCCUUCAGAAACUGAUGUUGAUUUAUUAACUGAACAAGAUAUAAUUGAAAUUGUAUCAAAAGAAAAAUUAACUGCAAAAGAAUUAAUUCAUAAAUUAAAAUUUAAAUUAUCAAAGCAUCCUGAUAAUAAAAAUAGAAUUAAAACUUUAGUUAAACAAUUAUUGAAAAAUCAAGAUGGAUUUUUGGUUUUGAAAUAA
Molecule: messenger RNA, 1797 nt
Organism: Hansenula ciferrii
Lineage: Eukaryota; Fungi; Ascomycota; Saccharomycetes; Phaffomycetales; Wickerhamomycetaceae
Gene: TFG1
Product: transcription factor IIF subunit TFG1
Exons: 1
Coding region: 1-1797 (598 amino acids)
Biological process (GO): transcription initiation at RNA polymerase II promoter; positive regulation of transcription elongation by RNA polymerase II
Cellular component (GO): transcription factor TFIIF complex; nucleus
Molecular function (GO): TFIIF-class transcription factor complex binding; RNA polymerase II general transcription initiation factor activity; DNA binding
Source: RefSeq, a predicted model, not a curated record